Punica granatum (pomegranate) is the source of this 3138-nucleotide messenger RNA. Lineage: Eukaryota; Viridiplantae; Streptophyta; Magnoliopsida; Myrtales; Lythraceae. The record is from RefSeq and is a predicted model, not a curated record.
AACCAUUUUAUUGUAUAUAUAUAUAUAUACAUAUAUAUUCUCAUGUUCACUGUUCUUCUCCUCUUCGACUCACACUCGAUACUUAACAGGACGGACAAACACAGACCGAGAGAUGGACCAGACGCCACAAUGUCCAUCCCAACCUAACACCGACGCGACUCCCAACACAGUCAAUGCCGACGGUGGUAGCGCGCCCCUCCCCCCCAGGCAGGACCCUCUAAAGGCUGAAGCUAACAAGUUCGUCGACACUCUCCGGCCCUCGCUCUGCCAGCUUUCACUGCUUUCCAAUUCGAGUCUUCAACGGUCCCACACGGUCGAGUUGAGCAUCCGAGCUAAUUGGCGAGUUCUCGAUUGUCGAUUGAAGUCCGUCUACGGUGUAGUUCAGCCCUUGUCCACUGCGUAGCUGAGCUGAAGUUCGUCUGCCUCCAGCCAUCUGCCUAAUGAUAAUUAUCGGAGAAGAGAGAAGGCAUAAACCCGGAAAAGGGAAAGGCACCGCACCGGAACCGAAUGAUAAAGGAAAGAAAGAAGGAUUCAUGAAAAGGAAAAGAAUUGGGUGGCUCUCCCUCUGUCUCUCACAAAUUUUGCAUCAGAGGGAAAAGGAUGAGAGAACUAACAAGUGAUCCCUACCCUGCCACGUGCCUGCCAAAAGCAGCAACUCUUGUUUCUCUACGCAACGCAGGCUAGCCGAUAAUUAGAAGGUUGAUCUCCCAAGACUUGCACCCCCAAUAUUACUAUAGCAGGAGAGUCAAUAUAGAAGAAGGAAGAAAGACACAAAGAAAGAAAGAAAGAAGAAGAUGGCUCCUGUUGCAUUGCCGCCGGGUUUCCGUUUCCAUCCUACUGAUGAGGAACUUGUCGCUUACUAUCUCAAGCGAAAGAUUAAUGGACGCAAGAUUGAGUUAGAGAUCAUCCCCGAGGUUGACCUCUACAAGUGUGAACCUUGGGACUUACCCGGGAAGUCAUUGCUACCUAGCAAGGAUCUUGAGUGGUACUUCUUUAGUCCUCGUGACCGAAAGUACCCCAACGGCUCGCGCACUAAUCGAGCAACUAAAGCAGGAUACUGGAAGGCCACUGGAAAGGAUCGGAAAGUGAAUUCACAAACUCGAGCUGUGGGCAUGAAGAAGACAUUGGUUUAUUACCGGGGAAGAGCUCCGCAUGGUUCUCGCACAGAUUGGGUUAUGCAUGAAUAUCGCCUUGAUGAGAGGGAGUGCGAAAACAAUUCUGGCUUGCAGGAUGCAUAUGCACUGUGCCGUGUGUUCAAAAAGAGUGCGAUGAAUUUACAAAAAGUUGGAGAUCGAUACAUUACAACCAUGGGAAACCAAAGAGCGUCAUCGUCAUCAUCAGGAGACUUGUAUUCAUCGGCGCUAGGCGGAAGAUCAGUAUGUGAAGAACUACUGGAGAAUACCAGCUAUUCAUUAUAUUCACUGAAUACAAGCUGCUCUCCGCGGAGCAUCAGCAUCAUCGAAUCAUCAUUCGAUGACUAUGCCGGAAUGUGCGAUUCAAAGACAUGGCCAGGGCAGUCCUCAUUAGACCUAGAAGAAGCUCUCGGCAUUAAUGCUGUUCCUCCAUUCUCAGAUCAUGCUGCCGUUGCUGCUCCUGCUCCUAUCAUACACUACCCUCCUUCUCAGGAUGAUGUAGCACUAGAGUGCGCAAGGUUGCAGCACAGGCUAUUAGCUCCGGUGCUUUCGCCAUUGGAGAUGGGCGACUUCCAGCCUGAUCGAGAAUAUCAUCGCAGCAGUGGUAACAACUUCCCAAUACGUGAGAGCGCAUCCAAUGAGUCCUCUCAUGACAUCAUAGAGGAAAUUCUAUCCAUUGCUCAAGCCUCCCAAGAUCUAUUACAGCACCAUCAAUCUUACUCACACCCUAAAUAUCAUGGGGUUGGAGAAAAUUACAAUAAUUAUUCUCCAAUAAUAGAAGACUUCAGCUUCUCAAGACACAUGGGGCACAAUACAAGCAUCGGGGCCAUAGAGAUUGGAGAUGUGGAUAAGGAUGCCACGGGAUACUGCAAAGCAGAGAACUUGAGAUGGGUUGGAAUGACAAACAAAGACCUAGAGAAGUCUUUUGGAGAAGAAAACAAGCAGCUGCUCAUCCCCAUAGAGAGCAUCUCAUCAACCUUCCAGAAAGGGGAAAAGAAGCAGCAAGUGCAAGGAGAAGUGACGCAGAGCAGCAACCAAGACAAGGAACUCGAUGAUUUCCCACUCUCAUUCUUCAGCGAAGAAGACCAUGAUGUCAACUUUACAGGCAGCGCUGGCGGCUGCAAUUCUGGAGGAAGCUCCCCUAAUAGCAUCCAAGUCAUGGAGGAAGUCAAAGUAAGCCACGGAAUGUUUAUUGCGACUCGCCAAGUAGCUGAGACCUUCUUUCAUCAGGUGGUGCCAUCACAAACUGUGAAGGUCCAAAACCUUCACUUAAUGAAGCCAAUGUCGUCCAUGCCCAACACCCCAUCAGCGAGUAAUCAAGCUGGGGUUCAAUGGGAAUCAUCGUUAAUAGCAGCACAGGGAAGAUGCGGCUGCGCUAGUAGACCUCUUCUGAGUCUGUGUGGAAGGAAAUCUAUGACAAUAACGACGUGGAUUGAAUCAGGAAGUUCGAUAUUGUGCAUGCUGGGGAUCAUGUGGAUUAUGUGUAUUAUUCAUCUCGGGGAUGAAAUAGCAUACAAGAUGAUGCUGAUAGACACUCACUUCCUCUCCGGGGAGGAUGUGGCCGCCCCCCAGGCAAUGAACAGACGAAGAAGGGAGGGAUCCGCGAAAUGGAGUAAUAAUAAUUAUAACGAGACGCAGCAUCAGCAUCAGCAUCAUCUGACCGUCGUCUCACCACCUGGACUUUUCAAUCGCAAAGGGAUUCUUGGUGUGCGCUUGAGGAGGAUUGGGUUCCUUCUCACCAUUGCUUUGGCUUUUUCUGCUGUCUGGGUCAACCACAUAUUUCUUUCUUUCUUUCUUUUUUUCAACUAGUUUUUUUUUUCGGUGGACUUAAACUAAUUAUUUCCGUCAAAUAAUUAAUCUUUUUUUUCCCCUUUUACUCUCUCUUAUCAUUUAGAUAUAUAAGGAGCCGGUCAAUUUUAAUUUCCAUUUGUUGUAUAACUAGGGUAGUCGUCGGAUGCAACUAGCUUGUUACACAUGCUAAUACAUGAUACACAUAUGUGAAUUA